AUGCUGGUAUUAAUAAUAAAAUUGAGUGCCCUAAGCUUAGGUCUAACCUAUGCGACGCCGGUGACACCAUGUCAGAAAUUGCAGCAAACACAGAUGAGUUCGCUUCAUGAAAGAAUGAACCAAAUGCUUGAAGCACUUUACUCAUCGUCAUUACUACCAAAACCGAAGUCAACAAGCGCAGAGAGUCAAAGCUCAGAAUCAACCAAUGGGAAUGAAUAUACAACAUCUUACGACUCACAAUAUUACUCACCAACAUACUUACCAGUUCUACCCCCAUCGCCACAAGUGAUAUACGUAUCCCCAACGCCACCAAUCGCUUACCCUCCACCAUUACCACCAUAUCCCGCACCAACAAUACCCCCUCCAUAUUACCCACCACAAGAAUCGCCACCUGAAUAUCCAGUCCCAGUACCCCAUUAUGGAUCACCUACCCAUGCGUAUAUACCCAUUCAGUAUCCACCUGCACCACGUGUACCAUAUCCACCCUAUCCUUAUCCAUCGCCUACAUACCCUGGGUAUCCCGAGCCUGUAACAUAUUCAUCCUGGCCUUAUAAGGCAUACCCUCAACCGCAUUUCGCAGCACCUGAAUAUCCUCAACCAGCAAUUCAGCCACCGCCUUACCAUUCACCACCACAACCACCAUUUGUAUAUCCCACGCCUCCGCCCCAAUAUCCCAGAUAUUCUGAAGUGAUUCCAAUAUCACCACAGUAUGUUUAA
Molecule: messenger RNA, 717 nt
Organism: Papilio xuthus (Asian swallowtail)
Lineage: Eukaryota; Metazoa; Arthropoda; Insecta; Lepidoptera; Papilionidae
Product: extensin-2
Exons: 3
Coding region: 1-717 (238 amino acids)
Source: RefSeq, a predicted model, not a curated record